This is a messenger RNA of Chaetomium strumarium, 1050 nucleotides long. RefSeq names its product CI-B8 domain-containing protein. The record is from RefSeq and is a predicted model, not a curated record. Gene Ontology annotation, molecular function: structural constituent of ribosome. Gene Ontology annotation, cellular component: mitochondrion. Lineage: Eukaryota; Fungi; Ascomycota; Sordariomycetes; Sordariales; Chaetomiaceae. The transcript has 3 exons. The coding region runs from base 68 to 877 and encodes 269 amino acids.
CCCAAUCUGGCGAAUCCUUUUUUUUGACCAGGGGUCCAGCGGCAAGCAAAGUUUAGCCCAUCCGCCCAUGCGACCCGGCGACCUGGGCCCCGCUCGGUCGCGGCAGGCAAAAGUGGUGGGCCCCCUUGUCUUGGCUCGGCCGCGUCAAGCCAAAAAUUUCCGGGGUUCGAUCACCGAGUCCGAGCCGUGUUCACAUCACGUCGCCGUCCGAUCCCAACGUCCCGCUCUCCCGACCGUGUGUUCUCUGAGCGCAUCGGUUCGAAAGAAUAUCAAGAUGGUGGGCGUUCUCCGCCGUUUCAACCAGCUUAAAGCACUUGUCAGGAUAAGGACUGGCCCGGGGGCGGCAGUUCUUCCACAGGAUGUGACGCGGAUACACAUGGAGUUUGCCCACAAGUUGAACGACGGCCAUAUGGGGCCGAGGAAAUUCUGGCGAGAGGCGCUUCCGCGAUUAAAAUACUGGAACCCCGCGGUACCCAUGGUCGUCAACCGAACAACAGACAACAGUGGGCCGGCCACACUGACGCUCUACUUCCGCGAACCGGGCGCAACACUCGCGUCAGAUAUGCCAAUGCCCAGUUCAUCAAACGAGGGCUUUGCGAAGGCGCCCGCGCCGGCCGAGGGCGAGCGCGUCGUCACCAUCGAUAUGAAACACCGGCGGUCCGAGGCCAUCCUUAAGGAGUUCAUGGACAAGAGCGGCGCCGUGGCAGUCACGCCCACACCGCAAGAUGAGGUUGAGCUGCGUGAGGCGGAGGAGCGGGAAGCGAAGGGUGCCGUUGACCGUGAGCGGAUCAGGAGGAUGAACGAGGAAGCGAAGAGGGAGAAAGCAAUGAUCGCACAGGCGCAAUCGGAGGCAGCUGCUAUCCGCUCGUCAUUGUAAAGAUAUCCGGCCGGCGAGGUGCGGAGAUGUUGGCUGCUAGGGGGAUAGAGACAGCCGCGUGUAUAUCAUUGUACAUUACAUACGCCUGGGCCAAGAGAUGGACAUUGUAUGGCGAGCUUGGAAACGCUCCAAACGGGGUCGGCCGGCGUGGUCAGUCCGCAAUAUAACCGCCU